This is a messenger RNA of Callorhinchus milii (elephant shark), 2914 nucleotides long. RefSeq names its product transcription termination factor 1. Lineage: Eukaryota; Metazoa; Chordata; Chondrichthyes; Chimaeriformes; Callorhinchidae. The record is from RefSeq and is a predicted model, not a curated record. Bases 263 to 2272 code for a protein of 669 amino acids. The transcript has 9 exons.
AAAAAGCGACGCCGUCAAUCAAUCGUCGAAAAUGAGAGCACAGAAGUACAGCAUUGUUCCAGGUCGGUGGUAAAAGGGGACGGUUUACAGAUCGGUGCAAUUGAGACUGAGAUUUCCAGAUCAGUAAGCAAUGGUGAGAAGCAACACAAGAAGAAAAAGCAUCGUGUGAGAGACAGUAGCAGCUGCACUGAAAACAAUGAUGCUGCCGUGAAUAUUCCCAUCGAGGUAAAGCAAGAGAUGUCAUUUUCCGAGGUACUCAAAGAUGCGAAAAGAGAAGAAGAAGAAAAAGAAGGAGAAGAAGAGAAAGAAAAAGGAGAAGCAUUUCAGACAAGGGGAUGACUCUUUGUUACUGACCAAUGCAGAGAGGAGUGAUAACCCCGAGUCCUCUGAAGUAGGUGGAGAAAUUCCAAUAAUUAAACGCAAGAAAAAACGGAAAAAACAAAUGGACGGAGCUGCAACUCCUCAAGCCAAGGAUGACGGUUCUGAAGUACUGCAAAUAUCUCCCAAGAAACGUCGAAGACAUGAACAAUUGGAGUUGAAAACUACUGUGGAAGAAAAUUGGCAGGAUGAGAGUGCAAACUGUGCAGAAACUCCCAGGAAAACUUCAAAAAAACACCGAAAAAAGCACAAACUAACUGAAGAAAAGAAUGAGAUCGAGGACACUCCACAAUUAAGUAGCACAGCUUGCCAAGAAACUCUAGAGAGUCCUACAAAGAAGCACAAGAAAAAGAGAAAGGCAAUCAAACUCCGGGAGUCUGGUGAAGACAAGGACUCGCAAGAGACUGAUACUGUGCAAUGUUCCCCCAUCAAGAGCAAGCCGGUCACUACACCUGAGGAUAACAUCCACACCAAAGAGGGUUUGCCAGAUUCAAAUCAUCAUCAGAAGAAGAAGAAGAAGAAAAAGAAAAAGAAGAAGCACAAAGAAUCUGUUGGAGAGAAAAGUAUUACUUAUGAGCAAACACUUGCAGAAAUUGAUCCAGACUUGACAGAGCUUAAAAUGGAGCAGAGCAUAAAGGCUAUGGUUGAACAGCUAAGGGAGUUUAUGCCCAGUGUGAGAACGAUGUCAAAUGAUACAAUACGCUCCAUGUUUAGGUAUGACCUACCACGAUUUAAAACAUUGAAGGAGGAAGGGAUUCCUAUCCGACAGGGAAGGUACACUAAAGAAGAGAAUGAGCAGAUACAGACAAACCUAAAGGAAUUAAUGUUGGUGACUGGAAUUGAAAAUGAGUGGGAAUUUUUCCAACCUCCUGAAUCGUUUGAGGAUUUAUUGAGAAUAAAACGGCUGAAAAUCAAACACUUAUUCUGUGUCAAGCUUGCUGAGGGCAUUGCAAGACCAUGGAAAAGUGUUUACCAGCGAGCUAGGAAGUUGUACGAUCCCCACCGAUGUAAAGGCAGGUACACAGAGGAAGAACUGAAGAAAUUUAAACGCUUGAUGGCUGUGCAUGGAAAUCACUGGCAAAAGAUUGCCGGUGGUCUGGAGCGCAGUGAUCUAUCAGUGAUGUGUCGAGCCAGAAUAAUGAAGGACUCCUUGAAGAAUGGUCCGUGGAGCAAGCAGGAGGAGAGGAAAUUCAUGAAAAUAAUGAAGAAGGUCAUUACUAAGCGAGUAGAAAAAGAUAACUGUCUAGCGGUCAAGGCACCAACUAAGGACAAGCUUGGUUCAAUCCUUCGGGAAAAGCUGUACAAGGGACUCCCUUGGUUAGAAAUUUCAAACCUAAUGGAGGAAAGACACUGGAUACAAUGCAGAAAAAAAUGGAUGCAGAUUUUGAGUAUCAAAAUGUCCAAAGGGUCGGUGUCUGGUCGAGGGCGAAAAACCUACCCGUGCAAGAUCAACCUUAUUAAAAGGCUAUAUAUGCUGAAUGUGGACGAUGAUAGUGAAGUGGACUGGGAGCAGAUGUGUGAUGCUGUUGGCAACGUGCCUCCUCAAUUCGUUCAAACGAUGUUCUACAAGUUGAAAGCUCGCCACGUACCCUCUUGGCACAGGAAAACCUUUGGAGAAAUUGUGGACUUCCUUAAUGAUAAAAUACGUCCAAAGUAUGAAGAGAAGUUGAAAAAAAAAGCUACAGAUUCUAGUGAUUGCAGCACAGAGGCUGCUGUUCAUAAGCCACUGAAACGUGUAUUUCAGUUAAGUGACAUUUUUAACAGUGAUAAUGAUGACAGUGAUUUGGAAGAUGAGGAAGAUGAGGAAGAUGAGGACCACAAAGCACACCCAGCAGCAAGUAAGAAACGGUGUAAAAAAUCAUCACGGCCUCCGGCAGCUAGAAAACGGAACUGAAAACGUCUUCUGUGCAAGAGCUCUGUAAUGUCCUUUAAAAUUGGGGUUUGUCACUGCCUGUACUUGCAAUAGCAAUGCCCUGUUGUAGCAGAUAUACUGGUCCUUCCAAGUAACUACUGUUGCUCGAGUCACCUGCAAUGUCUUGUUGAGGUUUUGACAAUCUUUGGCAUGGUGGUUGCUUUGUUGGAUUGCCUUUUAAGAACUUGCGAUGUAACUGGCACUUGAACUGAAAAGUCAUAACUGUUCGGUGUACACACGCAAGGUGGAUCUUUUCAUAGUAAAGUACAAAACCCUCCAGGAAUGAAUCCAGGAGCCAAGUCAGACUGGCAAAUCAAAGCUGUUGUCAUUUUUUGAGACAAAGUAGGAUCUCCCACCAUCAAUUGGCAGAAGUUAAAAUACAGUUUUCUCCACUAUGCACAUUGAUUAUGUAAUCCCUAAAUGAGGGGACCCUAUCUGGCAGAGUGUUAUAGUCUUUCCUUUAUGUACGAGAAUAUUGCAGAUUUUUGUUUAGGAAAAAUAACUUUAAUACUGGUUCCUGUAUAUAGAGAAAUGAUUUUUGAGAAAGAAGAUGCAGAAAAAAAUAUUUUUAAAUGAAAUGCCACUGUUACUUAUUGGUACUUUAUUAAAAAAAGUUUGAAUGCA